AUGCAGCAAUACGGCACAGCUCCCCGUCAGGGGAUAUCCAAAUGGUGGUGCAUCAGCUUCUUCAUCGCCGCCAUCAUCUUCUUCAUCAUCGGCGGUGCCUUGAUGGGCACCUACCUCAACUCCGGCUACUCCAACUGCUACUCCAGCUCCUACUAUUCCUACAGCUACGACUACUCCUGUUUCGAUGGCAACACGGGCGAAUGGUACGGCGGUAUCGCCAUGAUCGCCCUCGGCGGUGUCUGCAAGUUCAUCGGCUGGGUUCUUCUCAUUGUUUUCUGCGUGCAACGCCGCCGCUUCGUCCAGAACAAUAUCACUUACGUCAACAACCCGACUCCCAUGGAGCCCGUGCCUCAGCAGGGCUACGUUGCCCCCCAGCCAACUUACCCUCCUCAGCCUAUGGCUGCCCAGUUCCCUCGCUCGCCUGCCAGCCCGGCACCUUACCCGGCCAGCGUUGGCACUCCCCCUCCUAAGGAGGCUACUGCCACUGCCUUCAGAUACUGUGGCCAGUGCGGUACUGCUGUGUCCAGCCGGUUCUGCCCUCAGUGUGGUACUGGCAACUAA
Molecule: messenger RNA, 561 nt
Organism: Penicillium daleae
Lineage: Eukaryota; Fungi; Ascomycota; Eurotiomycetes; Eurotiales; Aspergillaceae
Exons: 1
Coding region: 1-561 (186 amino acids)
Source: RefSeq, a predicted model, not a curated record